AUGGUCACCUACUCCGCGCGACAGCUCUACUACGACGGCAAGCUUCAGGCCGCCACCUCCAAUAAGACCUUCCAAACAAUCGAUCCUGCAACCGGCGCACACAUCGCAGACAUCCACGAAGCUUCACGCGCCGACGUUGAUAAGGCCAUUCAAUCCGCCGAACGGGCUUUCCCAUCAUGGUCCGCUACACCUCCCAUUCAGCGCGCGCGCAUUUUACAAAAAGCUGCCCAGCUUUUGCGCGAACAAAACAAUGAAAUAGCCACCGCCGAAACGCAUGAUACGGGGAAAGCGUUUAGUGAGACUAGUGUUGUAGAUGUUGCGACGGGCGCGGAUGUGCUUGAAUACUUUGCCAAUUUGGUAGGUGGUGGUGGCUUGAAUGGAGAGACCACUCAGUUGAGGGAAGAUGCGUGGGUGUAUACCAAGAAAGCGCCUCUUGGUGUAUGUGUGGGCAUUGGAGCUUGGAAUUAUCCUAUUCAGAUAGCCCUAUGGAAGUCAGCACCCUGUCUCGCAGCCGGCAAUACAAUGGUCUACAAACCCAGUGAAUUUACGUCCCUUCACGGCGAAACCCUUGCAAAAGUUUACACUGAAGCCGGUCUCCCGGCAGGCGUCUUUAAUGUGGUCCACGGCGCCGGUGAUGUUGGCGCAUACCUGACCGCUCAUCCUUCCAUCGCCAAAGUAUCAUUUACCGGACAGGUUGCUACGGGCAAAAAGGUGGCAGCAGCAGCCGCUGGAAACAUGAAAUAUGUCACGAUGGAACUCGGUGGAAAAUCACCACUCCUCGUUUUACCGGACGCUGAUCUCGAAAUUGCCGUUGAUGGAGCCAUGAUGGCCAAUUUCUAUAGUACAGGGCAAGUCUGCACAAAUGGCACACGAGUGUUUGUGCCCAAAAAUAUGAAAUCAGCCUUUGAAAAACGUCUCUUGGAGAAAAUGCAAUAUGUCCGAGCUGGUCCCGUCAUGGAUCCCUCCACCAAUUUCGGUCCGCUUGUUUCUCGAGUUCACCAUCAAAAAGUCGUAGAUUACAUCCGACAUGGCAUUGAGACAGAUAAAGCAACCCUUUUGUAUGGCGGGCCUGGUCAGCCCAGUAACUUACCUCAAGACCUCCAAAAAGGAUUCUGGGUCCAACCAACCAUCUUCACCGACUGUACCGAUUCCAUGAAAAUAGUCAGAGAAGAAAUCUUUGGCCCUGUUCUUUCUAUUCUUACAUACGACACCAUCGAAGAAGCCGUCCAACGCGCCAACACGACCGAACUAGGCCUCGCAGCGGGCGUGUUCACCUCAAAUCUGAAUGUUGCUCAUCGCGUAAUCGAUCAAUUACAAGCCGGUAUUACAUGGGUGAAUUCAUGGGGCGAGUCACCCGCUGAAAUGAGUGUGGGCGGAUGGAAACAGAGUGGUUUGGGCGUUGAGAAUGGGAGGAGAGGUAUAGAGGCUUGGGUCCAGAAUAAGAGCACCCUGGUGGAUAUGAGCAAUGUGGUUGUUACUGCUUUUGCGAAGCUUUGA
Messenger RNA from Talaromyces marneffei, 1497 nucleotides. RefSeq lists its product as uncharacterized. Gene Ontology annotation, molecular function: aldehyde dehydrogenase (NAD+) activity. NCBI's taxonomy places the organism in Eukaryota, Fungi, Ascomycota, Eurotiomycetes, Eurotiales, Trichocomaceae. Bases 1 to 1497 code for a protein of 498 amino acids. The transcript has 2 exons. The record is from RefSeq and is a predicted model, not a curated record.